AAAAAUUCUAUUGGUUACGGUUUUUCAAUCCUUACUUUAUUUUAAACGGCAUAUUUUGUUUUUGUAUUACUAUUUUGACAGAGAGGGAGGAGACAAUUACGGUGGUGGAGGGGAGGACACUGAUGAAGGUGUCGCUCGCGGACUAUGGAGAACCUUCAGCCAAUCAGGGCCACGAUCCUUCACAAAGUGAGCCCGGUGAUCGUGGUGACGGCGAUGAUCAAGGGCACGGCGGAGGCAGUGGUGGCGGUCGGGCUAAAGGACACCGUGGGCGCCGUCGCAAAGGCUAGCUAGAUAAUAUACUGUUCAGUUGAAUGAUCAAUGUACUUCGCACCAUUUUAUUUUUCCUCCCUCGUUUUAGUCACAAAACAGAAUUUGAUAUGAACUGCUCCCUCCCACCGUCCAAGUUUCGCAUUUCGUAUUACGAUCUCUAGUAAUUUCAUAUGUCAACAUAACUCAAAGUAUGUGCUUGCUAUAUAUAUUCUCUUGAAAAUUUUAGGGGUACACAAUAUAUUUAUUGCUUCUGUUAGAGGGGAGAUUAUGGAUUUGUUUGUGUUCAUCAACAAAUAUAUUAUAGCAAAAUUAAAAGCGGCUUUUUAAACAUCUCAAAUUUUCGUAGAACGAGAGUGAGAGUACACAGGUAGAUUUGUUUUCAUAGUUGUUAUUUUAUUUUGUAUAAAAAAGAUAGGGUAAUUAAUAGCAUAAAUUGCCCCUCUACUAUAGUUUUUUUCUCAAACCUGCUCCUCUACUAUGUUUUACGUCGAACUUGCCAUCCUGCUAUUAUCAUAAUAUCAAAUCUACCCUUCUGUUAAUAUUUCCAUCCGGGUGCCGUUAAUGCCAAUUCGAUCGGUCAGAAUCCAAAAAAGGGGACGGGAAAAACCUAAUUUCCCUCCGUUUUGGUUAAUUCUGUCCUUGUAAUUUCCGUCCCCGCCCCAAAGAGGUGGGUCAUCAACUUCCUCUCCUCCGUACUAUGUCUCAAGUGCGAUCGAAAUCGCUCUAUCAUGCCAAUUCUUAAGACUUUUUUAGGGACAUUAUUCAUAAAAGAGUAUUAUAGUAACUCAUAGGAGCAACUUCCUUCACACCAUCCUUUUGAAAUGGGUUUUAUAAGCAAAUUACAAUUUUUUUCCUAAUCUUAAUUAACAGAUGUUAAGAUUUAGUAUGUAAAAUUAAUUUUUUUGCAUAUAAGACCAAAAAAUAUUGAUGAAAAUUUAUAUUUUAUAACACUAAAAAAUUUAUGUGUUACAUUUUAUUGUUUUACAAAAUCAGAAGGAAAACAAAGCAGAAAAGAAAACCUCUAGCUAAUGGCGAGUGGAGUAAGCAGGAGGACGAGGUGUUACACAUGCAAAUUCCCCCUAGAGUUCCUUAGACUCCUAACGUCGAUCUUGGAAACAUACGCAUUGCUUGAUCCUUGUGAUAUCUAUUACUACCUUGUGCUAGGGCAGUCACCGGAUCUGGUAGGCAACAAAGAGUACUCCACGAAUUUCUCCCUUAAGGUGUCCUACGGUUCAAUCGAUUGAACUGUAGGACACCUUAAGGGAGAAAUCCGUGGAGUACGAUUGAACAGUAGGACACCUUAAGGGAGAAAUACGUGGAGUACUCUUUGUUUCCUAUAAGAUGGUUUUGUCCAGUCUUCGCCCUAUGCGACUAGGAUUUAAAGGCAUAAAUCUAUAAGGGAGGUAUGCUACGUGAAGCUCUCAAUCAAUUUGACAAUAGAUAAAACAAAAGAAACAUAAUAAAAAAAUCUUAUAUAUGCCUAAUCAAACGUUACAAAGUCAAGAACCUCUAGGGUUGACCCACCUAUGCAACUAAGGGAACUAGCCGGUCAUGGGGACGAGAUCCAAGGAAUACAUAAGGGGAAUUCCGCUUGGACCUCCGAUCAAUUUGACAAUACAUAACAGAGAUUCGGGGCUUAGACCUCCGAUCAUGGCGUCGAAUUCCGCUUGGCAACCAAUUUUGCUCUAAUUCGGGUGAGUCACUCUAUCAACAAAGUAACGACUCUCUAAUGCCUCUGAUAACACCAAAAUCGGUGUUAUUUACCCUCCAUCUUAGGGUAUGUUUUUGUGCCAAUUCAUGUGCUUAAGCGUUUAAACAUUAUCAAUUACAUCCCUAUUUCGUUCCUAUUUGAUUUUGAUGUGAUUAUAGGGAGUAUUAGUCAAUAUGGGCAAAUUAGGUACAAAACAAGGUCACAAGUGUGGACAAGGAGCAAGGAUCAAAGAUCGUGGCCUAUAAGCCAAAGAUCACGGUCGGGAUCUCCAGUCGUGAAGUCUCUCUGAAGAUUGCGGCCUAGAAGCCAAAGAUCGCAAACUCGAUCUUGGAGCCUCAGGGCGUGAACUUCGCGAGGAAGGAGCCAUGGAUGAGCAGAGACUUUCCCCAGUCGAAUCGUGACCAACAUGCAAAAUGCCCGCGAGGAAGAUUACGGCCGCAACUCAAGGAUCGCGACCGCGAAGUCAGGUCGCAGUCUCCCCCGUCCUUAAGGCCUCGACGACAACGUUUUGAGAUCACGGCCUAGUGACCAAAGAUCACGACCGCGAUCUCACUGUGUCAGGCCGCGAACUUACCCGAAGCUAAGUUGCCUAUAAAUAGAAGACCCCUUCCUCCUUUUCAAGAUAGCUGAUUUUGGGUGAAAUUUCUGGUUCUAGAGAGAGAGAAGAGAGAGAAGCUGAAGGGAGAAGAAGGAGGAGGAGUUAGGAGCAAGGAGGCAUCUUAUACCCCCAAGUCUUCUUCUAUUUCCACCAUGUAUCUUCUUCCCUCCUUUAUGUAGUAUUCCUCUAAGGUACUAGGGGUUCUAAACUCCAAACCCUAGUUUUAGGAUUAAUUAUGUAUGUGUGGAUAUUUUAUGGGUUGACUGAAUGAAUGUGUUUGUCUAGUUGAUUUUUAUUGUCACUCUUUCCUAAAUGAUGACGCUUGGGUAAGUCAUCCUAAUCUUCCCUCUUAGCCUACUUUAUACGGAGUUCUAGGGUUAGACGAGUAGGCGCCAGCUGGCGAAUUUAGGUUAGAUGUGUGAAUGGGGGCCUAUAAUGGUCGAGGAGACCGAACCCCUGCUAUAGGUAGCCUUCCUAGAUGGAACCUGGGAUGAAAUCUCGCUUUGGAUGGUGGAUAGUGUCCAUUGAAAUGAGCCAUAAGCUUAAAGCCCUGAAUACAAUAGCCUAGAUCGAGGUGACUGAAACAUGGGUUUAGGGGAGGCGUACUCGGAGGCAUGUGGAUAACAACGAAGGCCCACGGAAAAGAUCUCACUCACCACAUUCGAUAACCCUAAGUACCUUUUCAUGCAUAGUAUCCCUAAGCUAGGGGGAGGAUUAGUUCCACGAAGUACCUACUUUUAGCUUUGUUCAACCUCUAGACUAGUGUUUCUUCAUAUCCUCCACUCAAAACCUCAAAAACCGAUUACCUAAUUAACAACAAGGUGGGAAGUAGGCUAGGGUACCAGGACCCGAGUAGAGUACGACCUUGAUUACCACUAUACGGAAAUGUCGUCCUAAGAUAAACUUGGCUUAUGAUG
Linum trigynum is the source of this 3496-nucleotide messenger RNA. Lineage: Eukaryota; Viridiplantae; Streptophyta; Magnoliopsida; Malpighiales; Linaceae. The record is from the annotation of a GenBank genome assembly.